This is a messenger RNA of Laetiporus sulphureus 93-53, 393 nucleotides long. RefSeq lists its product as uncharacterized. The transcript is spliced from 3 exons. The annotation marks the transcript as partial. NCBI's taxonomy places the organism in Eukaryota, Fungi, Basidiomycota, Agaricomycetes, Polyporales, Laetiporaceae. The record is from RefSeq and is a predicted model, not a curated record. Gene Ontology annotation, molecular function: acyltransferase activity.
GGGAUCUCUCUGUCCGGGCCAGGUGGAGGGACACGUGGACUCAACAUUGAAGCGUUGGAUGGUUGGAAUGUUCUCUCCGGGCCUCCUAACCACCGAAACGCCGAAUCCCAUCAUGGCAUAGCCCUGCCACAUAGGUACAACACGAAAGACAAGAUGACUCCUGAGUUUCUAUUCCGCUAUCUCAAGGAAUUUGGCAUUUCCCCCAUGGAGAGUGCCCAGGUUUCUCCAGCAGAAGUUGUCUUAUUUUAUCAAGUGCUCAGUGCUCUCCAGCGCAGCGGUAUUGAUUAUCGCGGCACAAAUACUGGCGUAUACGUUGGGUACAGUGCGUAUAGUCCAUCUGUUGUAUGCCGUGUCGUCUACAUGCUUCACUAUAGCUCGAGAAGAUGCAGCUGA